AAUAGUUGACAAAAAAUGUGUCAACAACGUAGAUAAAAUUGAGAAUGCUAGGAUAGUAAUCACGAUAUAUAAUUGCAUUUAAUUAUUAAAGGAUAUGGUAUAUAAACCAUGUUAGAAUCGCAUCUAUGUAAUUAAUUAUCAUAUAGUAUUAUAACGUAUAAUACUUGGCCACAUAAAGAGGUGGGGCACGGUCCAAAUGGAGUCUCAUGAAGACGGAAGUGCAAAACGCGGCCGUGGUCGUGGUCGCGGAAGGGGCCGUGGUAGAGGCAGAGGACGUGGCAGAGGCAAGAAGAGAACUGUCCAAGGCGCCCAAUCUGAUGAGGAAACUUCAAUGGACCAUGACAACACUGCAACUGUACAUACGGAAGAAGUCGAGGUUCCAACUACAGUAACUGAAACAAACGAAGAGGUAGUUGCGCCCACUGAAUCAAAUAAAGAAAAUGAAAGCGAAACUAAAACGCCGGCACAAAUUGCAUCAAGUACUGCUGCGGUAACCAACUCUACAAGUGAAGUUUCAGCAACAACAAAUUCAACUCCUGCUGUUGAUAAUACUAUAGCUUCUAACGCUGCUGCAAACUCAAACGAAGACCAAAGUCAAGUAACAGCUGUGGCGCCAACAAUUGAUAUGGAAGCGGACAUAUCUCAACUUGAAGCACCAACAUUUACAACAAUUUCAAGAGGGCCACCAGAACCUAUGUUACGCCUAAAAUGGGAUCAUAAAGUUAAUUUAAUUGGUGAAAAAGUCCUAAAUCCCAUGAUACACUGUUGUGACCAAUGUGAAAAACCAAUUUUGCUGUAUGGUAGAAUGAUACCAUGUAAACAUGUGUUUUGUUUAAAAUGUGCACGUACUGAACCUGUUAAAACAUGUCCACGCUGUAACGACAAGGUUUUACGUGUUGAGCAAUCUGGUUUGGGUACUGUUUUUAUGUGCACACACGGUGGAAGUAGAUAUGGAAACACUGGAUGUAGGCGCACCUAUUUAUCUCAGAGAGACUUGCAGGCUCAUAUCAAUCAUCGACAUGUGUCCCAACAACCACAAUUACCUCAAUCCAAUAACUCAGCUAUAAAUGAUGCAAAAAUGGACCAAAAUUUGGAAACAUUAAAAUCAAUUGGAAAACAACGGAAGCUCUCCGAAACAACGCCUGCAACAAAUACACAAACUUCCACGACAUCGGUGCCACAGCGUACUCAAAAUCGCAGCACUAGCAAUAUCGGCAGCAUACCACCACCGGGAACAGCAAACGCAACAACAGCACAAACAACAACACACUCUCAUUCCACACUAACCCAAGCAAAUCUGGCACGCAUCAAUACUGCAAAUGCUCAAGAUUGCCACCAAGGAAAGGUAGCACUGCAUCAAACGCUUAAAAAGACACCAAUUACGCAGUCACAUCAUCAACCACCAGAAACAGUGGCGGAUGCAUCAUAUUAUAGCAGUGUGCUAAAUUCCUUUGGCGGUGCUAGUGGUGGUAAUAAUUCGGUUGGUGGCAACAGCACGAAUAGCACUGGCGUUACUGGCACACAGAGUAGCAACGGUGGUAGUAACAGCGGUACAAAUAACGCAACUACAAAUGGACAAAGCACUAACGCAGUUCCAUUCACAAAUUCGAAAUCGUAUGAACCAGCAACCGGUGUGGCAGCAUCCAAAAAUCAAUAUUACAGAUGAAUAGGAAGGCUAAGAUAUAUAAGGAUGGCAUACAUUUUGAGUACCGCCACAUUAUUUAGAACUGACGUUUAUAUUUUAAAUCCAUAGGCUAAAAUGAAUUUCUAUGUAAAAGAUGCUUAGACAAAAACCUGAACAAAGGAUAUUACUUAUUUUAUUAUUUGGCAAUAUUUUUCUUUUUUUCUAUAAACAAUUUACUUGCUUGCAUGUGUA
Teleopsis dalmanni is the source of this 1876-nucleotide messenger RNA. RefSeq names its product E3 ubiquitin-protein ligase Hakai (gene Hakai). Bases 197 to 1666 code for a protein of 489 amino acids. NCBI's taxonomy places the organism in Eukaryota, Metazoa, Arthropoda, Insecta, Diptera, Diopsidae. The transcript is spliced from 5 exons. The record is from RefSeq and is a predicted model, not a curated record. Gene Ontology annotation, molecular function: ubiquitin protein ligase activity. Gene Ontology annotation, biological process: protein ubiquitination; regulation of cell adhesion.